UUGCCAUGUCUCGUCUUCCUGCCAUUCUCAGCCCCUCUGAGGAGGACAUUCAGCUCUUGUUGAGUGCACAAUGCCACAUCGGUGCCAAGAACGUCACUGCUCGCAUGACCCCUUACGUCUACAAGCGUCGCGCUGAUGGCAUCAACUUGAUCAACCUUGGCAAGACCUGGGAAAAGCUCAUCUUUGCUGCCCGUGUCAUUGCUGCCAUCGAGAACCCCCAGGAUAUCGUUGUCAUCUCGGCUCGUCCCUAUGGUCACCGUGCUGCCUUGAAGUUCGCCAAGUACAUUGGUGCUGAAGCUAUUGUUGGUCGUUUCACCCCUGGUACCUUCACUAACUACAACACCCGUUCUUUCCGUGAACCUCGCCUUAUCAUCU
Molecule: messenger RNA, 375 nt
Organism: Radiomyces spectabilis
Lineage: Eukaryota; Fungi; Mucoromycota; Mucoromycetes; Mucorales; Radiomycetaceae
Product: ribosomal protein S2, flavodoxin-like domain-containing protein
Exons: 1
Biological process (GO): cytoplasmic translation; ribosomal small subunit assembly
Cellular component (GO): ribosome; cytosolic small ribosomal subunit; 90S preribosome
Molecular function (GO): structural constituent of ribosome
Source: RefSeq, a predicted model, not a curated record